Candidozyma auris is the source of this 342-nucleotide messenger RNA. RefSeq lists its product as uncharacterized. The record is from RefSeq and is a predicted model, not a curated record. The coding region runs from base 1 to 342 and encodes 113 amino acids. The transcript has a single exon. Lineage: Eukaryota; Fungi; Ascomycota; Pichiomycetes; Serinales; Metschnikowiaceae.
AUGGUGUCUGCGGCAGGUGUCAUUCUCAGCGCCGUCCUUGGUGCUUCUGCCAGAAGACUCCAGGUCCAACUUGUGGGAAAACAGUUCGGCAGAACCUGGGAUAGAGUGCCUGGCUACGCUUUGUCCAUCGGUGCAUUUUUGGGUGGUUAUGUUAUCUGUGACCACUUUGUCCAGAGAAAUAGACACUUAUUAAACAGAAGGUUGGCUCAAUUACGUGAACAGAGAGCUCAGGUCGAUGCAUUCCAUGAGUUCGACUUGGAUGGCGACCACAGAAUUACUGCCUCAAAGAGAACACGCAAGUUCUUCGAAUUGUUCGACAAGUACGGACAGGACUAUAAAUAA